Fonsecaea nubica is the source of this 567-nucleotide messenger RNA. RefSeq lists its product as hypothetical. Gene Ontology annotation, molecular function: snoRNA binding; structural constituent of ribosome; rRNA binding. The transcript has a single exon. Gene Ontology annotation, biological process: rRNA processing. Bases 1 to 567 code for a protein of 188 amino acids. The record is from RefSeq and is a predicted model, not a curated record. NCBI's taxonomy places the organism in Eukaryota, Fungi, Ascomycota, Eurotiomycetes, Chaetothyriales, Herpotrichiellaceae. Gene Ontology annotation, cellular component: small ribosomal subunit; small-subunit processome; Mpp10 complex.
AUGGUCCGUAAACUCAAGCACCACGAGCAGCGGCUCCUCCGCAAAGUCGACCUUCUCACCUACAAAUCCGACGGUCCUUCUCACCGUGAAGCCGCCAUCCGGCGCCGAUAUCAUCUCACCCACCCGCUCGACUACUCCAAGUACAAUGCCCUGUGCGGUCGACUGAGGCAGCUCGCGCACUUGCUGUCAAAUCUCGACCCGGCGGAUCCGUACCGCGUGGAAACAGAGAGCGUGAUGCUAGAAAAACUGCACCAGAUCGGGAUCCUGAAGCAGAACCGCAGCCAAGGCGCCGGGUUGUCGUCGGUGGAAAAGGAUGUGACGGUCAGCGCAUUCUGUCGUCGCCGCUUGGGCAUAGUGAUGGUCCGCAUCGGCAUGGUGGAACAUGUCGCCACGGCACACAAGUUUGUUGAACAGGGCCAUGUAAGAGUGGGCACUGAAGUGGUUACCGACCCCGCCUUCCUUGUCUCGAGGGGCAUGGAGGACUUUGUGACCUGGGUCGAUGGAAGUAAAGUCAAGAGGCAGGUUUUGGAGUACAGGGAAAAACUGGAUGACUUUGACUUGCUGUGA